AUGCAAGCCAUGAGCGCCAACACGAGCGCGCCGCGAGCACCUCAGCGGUCGCCGUUCGCGAUACAAGAGCUGCUGGGACUAUCGGACGGACGAGAUGCUCGCGACCGGUACCUCGAGAGCCGCGAUGACCGCGUUCUGAACCUUUCCGAGGGCCGCGAUGCCCGCGGUUACCCACCCCAGUUCCCUCUGCCGGCGGCGAUGGCCAGCCGCGUAGCAUACGCCGCCGCCUUCAACGCACAGGCCGCCGUAGCGGCCGCUUUCCUCCCUGGACCUCCACUGCUGCAUCCGCCGCCCGGUGAGUUCAAGAUAUUAAAAAUCAGACCGAGCUCAAUCUCUCUAUUAUCAUACUAUCUUCUUUGGGUCACCCGUCUUUUUAAAAGUGACGCAAUUAAUAGAAUUCCUUCUUUCAAAUAG
Molecule: messenger RNA, 414 nt
Organism: Pieris macdunnoughi
Lineage: Eukaryota; Metazoa; Arthropoda; Insecta; Lepidoptera; Pieridae
Source: the annotation of a GenBank genome assembly